Pipistrellus nathusii (Nathusius's pipistrelle) is the source of this 1161-nucleotide messenger RNA. The record is from the annotation of a GenBank genome assembly. NCBI's taxonomy places the organism in Eukaryota, Metazoa, Chordata, Mammalia, Chiroptera, Vespertilionidae.
AUGGCUUUCAUUCAUUUGGAUGUCAGAUGCCUAUAUGCCAUUCUUAUUUGCACAGCAUUUGGCUCUACUUUGUCUUCAAACACUGAGAUAAAAGUUAAUCCUCCUGAGGAUUUUGAGAUAGUGGAUCCUGGAUAUUUAGGUUAUCUCUAUUUGCAAUGGCAACCUCCAGUGUUUCUGGAUAAUUGUGAGGAAUACACAGUAGAAUAUGAAUUAAAAUACCGAAACAUCGACAGUGAAAACUGGAGGACCAUCAUCACUAAGAAUCUCCUUUACAAAGAUGGGUUUGAUCUUAACAAAGGCGUUGAAGCAAAGAUACAUACAGUUCUACAAGGGCAAUGCACAAAUGGAUCUGAAGUUCAGAGUUCAUGGUUAGAAGCUAGUUAUUGGACAUCACCUCAAGGAAAUCUGGAAACUAAAAUUCAGGAUAUGGAUUGUAUAUAUUACAACUGGGAAUAUUUACUGUGCUCUUGGAAACUUGGUAUGGAUGCCAACUUUGAUACCAAUUACUACUUGUUUUACUGGUAUGAUGGCUUGGACCAUGCAUUACAGUGUUCUGAUUACAUUGAGGAUAAUGGAAAAAAUAUUGGAUGCAGGUUUCCCUAUUUGGAGGAACCAGACUAUAAAAAUUUCUACAUCUGUGUUAAUGGAUCAUCAAAAUCCCAGCUUAUCAGACCCAGCUAUUUCAUUUUUCAGCUUCAAAAUAUAGUUAAACCUUUGCCACCAGACUAUCUUAAUAUUAUUGUGGAGAAGUCAGAGGAUAUUAACCUGGAAUGGAACAUACCUAAUGGACCCAUUCCAGCAAAUUGUUUCAUUUAUGAAAUUAAGUUCACAGAAGAUGAUACUACUUGGAUGUCUACCACAUUUGAAAAUGAAAUGUAUGUCACAAGAACAUCAAAUGAAAGCCAAGAAAUAUGCUUUUUAGUGAGAAGCAAAAUUAAUGUUUAUUGCGCAGAUGAUGGAAUCUGGAGUGAAUGGAGUGAAUUAGAAUGCUGGAGAGGUGUCCAGCAGGAUGAAAUCUUAGCUUUCUUGAUACCAUUUGCUUUUAUCUUACUUUUAAUUUUGAUAAUAACUUAUAUGCUUAUGAAUAAGCAAAAAGCUUUACAGAGAAUGAUUUUACAGAAAAAACAAGAAGUUUUUUCUCGUCAAGAAACACUCUGUUGA